AUGGCGUUCUGCAACAAAUUACUAGUGUCAGUUGGACGUUGUAUGAAUGUUAUAGUAUUACUGUUAGGUCUUUGCCUAUAUGGCGUGGCUGGAAAGGUAUAUUCCAACGUAGGCCUACCUCUCUUGUCCAUGACCCUAGGUGACAUAUUUUGCGGCACAUUGGCUGUAAUAAUAGCAAUCUUAAACAUAUGUACGCUCAAGCGCCGCAGCAAGCUGGGCUUUCUAGUAUCUAAAAGUGUAGGAUUUGUCAACAUUUUCAUGUGGUUUGGACUAGCACUGGCCCACUACGUCACCCGCAACUUUAAGAUUUUACACUCUACCAAUCCGGAGGAAUUCCAGGAGCUUAUGAGGGUUACGUUGUACGGUUGUCUCGUAGGCUGUGCCACACAAAUACAAGUGACUAUAGUCUCGGUGUUGCUGACAAUGAUCAGCGGGAAUGUGGAUGACAUAGACCAAGUGGAGGCUGCGGAAGAUGAGUGUUCUGAUAUAGGGAGUUGCGAAGAGUUGGAUCUCCAAUCCACGACUCGUAGUAUCGUUGCCAAGUCUCCCAAAGACAUCAAGACGUGCGAAAUCGUCUAG
Babesia microti strain RI is the source of this 579-nucleotide messenger RNA. RefSeq lists its product as hypothetical. The coding region runs from base 1 to 579 and encodes 192 amino acids. Lineage: Eukaryota; Apicomplexa; Aconoidasida; Piroplasmida; Babesiidae. The transcript has a single exon. The record is from RefSeq and is a predicted model, not a curated record.